This is a messenger RNA of Agrilus planipennis (emerald ash borer), 4176 nucleotides long. RefSeq lists its product as uncharacterized. The record is from RefSeq and is a predicted model, not a curated record. Gene Ontology annotation, cellular component: membrane. The transcript has 9 exons. Bases 375 to 3947 code for a protein of 1190 amino acids. Lineage: Eukaryota; Metazoa; Arthropoda; Insecta; Coleoptera; Buprestidae. Gene Ontology annotation, biological process: sodium ion transmembrane transport.
UGUCCAUCCAGUCCAGUACCUCGACCAGGUACGAUUCUGGUACGCGAUCACUUACAUACAAAUACACCUUCGUGUUUCUUACAAUUACUACUGACUUUCAAUAGAAUGGUAAUAAAUACUACUGUAAUACAUGUACUUAUGUAUUUCGUAUAUAAAAUUAUGCAGUAACUGUAACUGUAUUGUCUCCGGUUGGGUACAUAAUUUUGUGCGUUUUCUGUAUUUUAUGGUGUGAAAAUUCAAAGUUAAUUAGCUCCUGUUUUGCAAGGGUUGUGGAAAGUGAAAUAUUGCUUUUGUGAAAGGAAUUUUGCCUGAAGGAUAUUAUGGUUUGAAUAUAAUCCGUGGAUGAUAAACGGGGUGACCGCACACCAAACAGGAUGGCAUCGUCGGACAAAGAAAGUUUUGAAAUGGAAGAUAACCUUAUAGACCUCAACGUGACAUCUCCUCAGUUUCCUAGAUGUACAAAAUUCUACGCAGUUAGCAGUCAAGACUCCGACAAUCUGAUGGACACGGACCUUCCGGUGUUAGAGCAUAAACUACAGAAAACAUUAGAACCACCUUCAGGUAGUCCCACAGGAGAAAUUGUUAACGUCGAAGAUAUUUUAAUUUCAUUGGAAGGAUCCGACAACAGUUCUUGUGCCGCCAGUAAGGAUAAGCAAGGGUUGGAAAAGGACAGGGGAGAUAUUCUUAUGGAAAUUUUAACAGCAACAGAUGAAGAAACGUCGCCGAUAUCACCGGUCAGUUGCGAGGCCUUGAAUAUUCUCUCAAAAUUGGACGAAAUAUUAAACGAAUCGUUAAGAUCAAGCGAAGAACUUCUACAACAGCAUGACGAUCCCGACGUUAUUGAAACAGAGGGAAAUUGUGAAAUUGAACACCCAGAAGCAUCUUCUUCAAUCCAACAAAAUCUCAUUUCCAAUCAACAAAACGAAGUGUUAGAAAAACGACGUAGCAGGAGCAGUAGUACCAGUAGUAAUAGUAAUAACAUCAAAUCCAUUUCGAACCCCCUAACAGAAUUGGAUGCUACGUUAGGAACUUAUAGUACAGAUGAAGUUAGGACUUGCAACGACAACGAAACAGAGCUAGAGGACGAGAGAAGAAGCAGAACUGCUGACGAUGUAAGUCUUAGUUUAAGCUACGAAGAUGUCGAAACUUUGUCGUUAAAGACAGAGUCGAACAGUGAAGAAACUGAGACCAUGGCAACGGGAGAAAGCUGCAAUGGAGACUUAGAAGCGGAACCCCAUGAGGAAGAGCCCCGUUUGAGAAACUAUUGCACCGGUGGUGAUUCCCCAAUAUUAAAAAGUGAAAUUGUUCCUCAAUCAGUGUCAGAGUGUAAACGAACAGUUGAGGGCGAUAACGGUGUUAAUUUGAAGCGUGCGGUGUCAAAUUCCGGGGGUGAUCGCGGCGGUAAUUUCAAACGUAACAAUCGGUGGAGGGCCACGAUGGGCUCGACGAACGAUGUGAAACCGAUAAUUCACAACGCAAGCGGGGAACUCCUUGCACCAUGUGAACGGAUAUCCGUUCCAGGUGUGGAAUCGGACGAGGAAAUAGAUUGGAGCUGGGUUCACGAUGUUGAAAUCGAGCGUAGGGCCCAUGCGACCGGAGAUUAUGGCACCGGUAGUGUAAUUGUCGAACCGGUUCAAAGAGAAGCUGCACCAGAACCUUCUUCCAAUGACCGCGAAAGGAACGAAGACGAUAGGGAAGUGGUGACCGAAGAAAAUUGUAACGAAGAAGCACGACAGCGACAAGAAAGUGGAUGGCAAAGGUCAUCCAUGAGGAGGAUACAACAUUUGAGGCUGCCCAGUGAUUUAACAAGGAUCGACAUUCCAGAGACGCCGGAAGUUGCGUCAGCACCACCGGCGGAAACGGAACAAUUCCAACUGAACAAUUUACAAAACUUACAGGGGUCAAUCGAAAAUACUCACAGUACUAGACCGGUUAGUGCACCAUCGCGUUUAGGCACGCAUUCGAGCGUUGCCACGCAGUCUUCAGUGCGUGAAACGCGUUCGCGAUCGCGUGAUUCACGCAGUCGAUCGAAUGUGCCCGAAACUGUUUACCGGAAUCGUGCAAGAAGUAGUUCGGCUUCUUCGAGAUCGAGGAGGUUGAGAAGUUUGUCAUCUAGCGAAUCGAGUCUCGCGUCCAGCAUUGAAAGUGCUCCUACUGCAGAGACGCAGCAAGGGCAACCGAUAGGAGUUAGGAGUUGGAUAGCUGCAAGUCAAGAAGUCUUUCUGACUUGGGGACUUCUGGGAGCCAGCGCAAUGCAGAUAGCUUCCCAUAACAAAAAUAAACAUCUCCUUCAACGAGAUUCUAGUCUUAUAGCAAUGAUAACGUUUACUAUUCUACUUCUAGCUGCCUUCUUAGCGAACACCUGUGUUCAGCUUCUACAUUCUUUCGGUUACCGAUAUCUUCCAGACUCUUUUGAAAAAAUUAGCUCCUACGGAUUCUUAAGGGCAACCAAAGACCCAUUGCCAGCAAAUUUGGCAAACACACCAGUACGCUAUAUGUUUCAUCAGUCUUUUAUUGUGGGAGAAAGAGUUACAAGACCUGGUACCGAUCAUACUUCCGAAAGUGGAUACCAAGCAUUAAGAUUUGCCACGGAAUUAUUACCAACGACGUUUGCAAUCAUUGGUCCAAAUCAGCUGUCUCCAUUUUGGGCUGUGUUGUUUUAUUUCACGAUGAUAUUCUUUGGAAUAACACAGCAAUUGGCUAUUUGGCACUGUGUCAUAACUGGGAUCAUGGCGAUCAAAACCAAAAUCUUGAGAUCCUGGGAAACAACCAUUACGUUUUUUAGUUGCGCUUGUGGAUUUGUUUUGGGACUUCCCAUGGCAACAGAGCUCGGAAUUUACGUCAUCUACUUCUUGGACUUCACUGUUGGAGGUCAAUGGUGGAUGAUGUUGAUCAUACUCAUUCAGAUUUUGGCAGUUUUUAUGGUGAGAGGACGACCGUACAGUGGAGACGCUCUUGUAAACGCUCUCUUUACAAAUCCAUCGAGACCAUGUGUACUUUCGUGGGCACCAGCACUUCUUUCGUUUACUUGGAACGUAAUUUUGCCUGUGGCGUUAAUGGUUUGGUGCAUAAUCUUUUUCAAAAACGGCAACUUUCGGGAAUUGUUCAUUUGGCAUCACGUCGCGAGUUUGGAAUAUUGGCCACUGUGGGCCCGCCAAUUGGGAUCCAUGCUGCAACUCCUCCACGUUCUGUGCGUCCCAUUGGUUGCGGUAAUACAAAGUUACAGAUACUUGAACAAAGGACCGGAUGACAUAUUAGACAGGGUGCAACUUCUUUAUCGACCACCGAUAGGAGAACACAUGGAGAACUUCACAGUCCAAGAAAAUCCAAGCGUCACACUCACGAGUGCGGCUCCUCCGAAUCAGAUUUCGACUACGAUAACCGAAGAUCCACCACCUAAAUACACUCCGCCGCCUUCUUAUACGACUGCUACCGGUGCCAGAAUUGCUAAAUUCUUUAGACAAAGCAUUAGAAGAAGUAUUAGAAGGAUAGCAAACGUUAUGGGUGAAAGUAGCAGAUCUGCCAACCGACAAAUUGAACGUAACACCACGACCCUACCACCUCCUGACUAUAAUGCAGUCCUGGACGAGAUAAACCAUUCCAGGACUUCGGCAACGAUUUCAGUAAAUGUAAUCGACCUCCCUGAAAACGAAAACCAAAGAAAUGGGACAACGAGAAGCGAAACGGGAGUGGUGAACCUUCAACCUGGCGUUGCUCUUUCAGCAGCUGAUGUUGCAUGUAUUCUUCGGAACAGUUUUAGAAGAAGUGCCAGGAGGGCGAUGAACAUAUUCAGAAGGGAUCCUAGCGAAACUAGGGAGUCCAUAAGUGCGGAAAAUUUAGUGGAGUCGGUUGCUCCAAUCGGACAAACUUCUGUGAACCUGGAGAGCUUCUCCAACGACGGCCAUGAGGUGAAACCUGCCUUUCAGAAUCCUUCCACUGUGAUAUAGUUUUAUAAGUCUUUAUGUGCAUGUAAUUAAUAAUUUAACGUUUCGAUGAUGGGAUGUCCGAUAUGUGUGCAUGACCUUUUUUACGUUGACUUGUGAGAUUGAUUAAUCGUACGGACUAAUUAAUACUUAUUAAUAACACUAUUUAUUUACGAAAUUACUCUUUGUUUUAAGGUACAAUAAUAACCGAGUCAAGAACUGAUUACUAUAUCAAAUAUGUGUUUGAAAAUAA